UUCCACUAGAUGCAGAGGGGAGUUGCAUGUAUGCCCAGAGACUGGUGCUCACUGUAGCAGAAUUGCAGUGCACUGGACUGAGCAGAACGAGGGAGCAUCCACAUCGUCUAUGAGGGUGGGGUCCGGCUGGUUUGAAAUCACAAACACAGACAGUCAGAAGGAGAGAGAGGCGCUGAGAGAAGAGGAGGGAGAGAUAACACCAGAAGAGGAAUACAACAAGGGAUGAAAGGAGAUACCCCAGUGAACAGCACCAUGAGUGUCGGACAGGCCCGGAAGCUGGUAGAACAGCUGAAAAUUGAAGCCAGUUUCUGCCGCAUCAAGGUUUCCAAGGCAGCAGCGGACCUGAUGGCAUACUGUGACGCGCACGUGUUCGAGGAUCCUCUGAUCACCCCGGUGCCCACCUCGGAGAACCCCUUCAGGGAAAAGAAGUUCUUCUGCGCUCUCCUGUGAUUGGCACCGGGGCAGACGCAGACGCAGACGCAGGAGAGAAGAGAAGGGGGAUAUUAUGCCUACUCUAGAUUGCAGAUUUCUAUACAUGCAUUUUACACACACACACACACUCAUGCAGUUACAUAAGUCACUGAACUAAUGACAAGUGAUGAGACAAUUAUUACCACAAGCUGAUUAUCUGAGGUGCAAGCUUAUACAUUAAAAUAUGUCUGUUACAAACAACAAAAAUAUAAAAACUAAAUUAUAAGAUUAUGUGAUCAUCAAUCAAGAGAUAAACACCAGUACAUGCUGAACACACUCAUACACAAACAGACACAUACACACUCAGAAACAAGCACACUUCAUGUUUUUGGAUAAUCAAAUGGAACUAGGUGGUGGGGUAGCCAUGUCAACUGUAAUUAUGUGAAACUUUUAAUACUAAUAUUGUGCCAGUCAUUGGCCUUAUGUCAUUUUUCUUUUUCGAUGCAUUAAUAUGCUCUCAGCUAUUCAUUGCAUAUGUUUUUCCUUUUUAAUUCUGAUUUGGUUUGGUGUGUGGAAGAGUGUGUAACUAGAGUCGUACUAGCUGUUGUUCAGGUGUCGAGGUAAGGCCUUGGAGGACGGCGAGGCACAGUAAACUGUGUAAAACAGAUUCUGGAGCAAACCCGCUCCAUAGUUUACCGUUUGUCUGGGAUGUGUGAUUGCAUGCAAACCCGCUUUUAACCUUCCACUGACUACGCUGAAUCUGUCACCGGAUGGUAGCCGAGACGGAGCCAGAUCUGACCCGGUUCUGGUAUACUCACAAUCCCGUGUUAGUCCAGGGGCUUGAUAAUCACACAACAGCAAACAAGGGGAUGGAUAUUCACAGACCGUUUGCAAACUCAGUUUAUGAGGUACAGCGCUUCACUAUCUAUCGGUGACAGGUGAACUUGUAUUGAACGGUUUGAAGAUAAUCAUUCGUUUUUGCUGUGGGGUGGUGGUAAACAGUCCGCAUGCUGAAGCGGCUUUAUGGUGUUGUAUAUUUCAGUACCCAACUCUUUGAGCAACUCCAUCAACCAUCUGGGAGUUUCCCUCCCUCUGUGUUAAGGCACUCAGAGUAUUAACCACACAUUUGUGUUUUCCCCCGUCCUGCAAAAUAAUUUAUAUUUCUGAAUACUGCAACAGUUCAAUUAUAUUAUCUCCAUUUCAGGGACACCUCGGUUCAAACUAAUUUAAAAUAGUUAACUGUCAUCUUUUUAUGGACCCAAAUGCAGAUUUGGUCUCUAACAAAAUGUGGAAAAUUUCCUAUGCUCAAAUAAAACACCUCACCACAAAUACAAAA
Molecule: messenger RNA, 1747 nt
Organism: Clupea harengus (Atlantic herring)
Lineage: Eukaryota; Metazoa; Chordata; Actinopteri; Clupeiformes; Clupeidae
Gene: gng3
Product: G protein subunit gamma 3
Biological process (GO): G protein-coupled receptor signaling pathway
Cellular component (GO): heterotrimeric G-protein complex
Molecular function (GO): G-protein beta-subunit binding
Source: RefSeq, a predicted model, not a curated record